AUGGAAGGCUCAGGGAAGACCAAACCGGACCAAGUACUCAACAUUUGGGGCGCCAAAAGAAAGAAGAAUUGCGCCCAGUGCUACAGAAACUUAAGGCGUACGCUGUCGAGCAAAGAAGCCAGGAAAAGGGUGAAGAAGACCAGACCAGUCCGCAACCGCUGUAACCGGUCUUUCUGCGAGCAUUGCUUCAACGAGUCACAUAACAUAGUCAAU
Iphiclides podalirius (scarce swallowtail) is the source of this 213-nucleotide messenger RNA. The record is from the annotation of a GenBank genome assembly. Lineage: Eukaryota; Metazoa; Arthropoda; Insecta; Lepidoptera; Papilionidae.